AUGGAAGAGAUUUUGAAGAUCCAAAAGUUCCAAAGAAUUGUGUCCUAUACUGGAUUCUAUUGCUUUGUUACAGCCAUCACAUAUGUGUACACUAACGACAUGACUAGAGUCGAGUACUCAAGACAUGACCAGUUUUAUGCUUCUUAUCUGGCUGGAAUAGAGCUUCUUACAGACACCGUUAAGUUAUAUAAAGCAACACUGGGGAAUGUUUUUGGAGAAGAUGAAUGGGUACUGGUUGAAUGGUGCAUCCUGACAAAAAAUUUUGAACGUCAAGGAAAUUCACCAUAUUCAUAUCAUGAUCAAUACAUGGCGCACCUCUCUUAUAAUAGACAGCUAGAUGGAAGUGGCUAG
Capsicum annuum is the source of this 351-nucleotide messenger RNA. RefSeq lists its product as uncharacterized. Bases 1 to 351 code for a protein of 116 amino acids. Lineage: Eukaryota; Viridiplantae; Streptophyta; Magnoliopsida; Solanales; Solanaceae. The record is from RefSeq and is a predicted model, not a curated record. The transcript has a single exon.